This is a messenger RNA of Cyclocybe aegerita, 1551 nucleotides long. The record is from the annotation of a GenBank genome assembly. NCBI's taxonomy places the organism in Eukaryota, Fungi, Basidiomycota, Agaricomycetes, Agaricales, Hemipholiotaceae.
AUGCCAUCCAUACAACGGCUGCUACUUGCUACGCUCGUUGCGACGACAGCGCUCUUCCCAGUUGGCACGGCGGCACGGCGGAUCACGAAACAAGAAAUCCACGCACGCCAGGUUGAAGCAGCGAAACGGUGGCAUAUCAAUGGCCCUGUGAGACGCGAGGAUACUGCAACGAGAGCUGCAGUCAGGAAUAUCACGUUUUCCAACCCCAAGGCAUCCGAGUUCUACGUCGACGGAACGAGCAUCCCCGAGGUUGACUUCGACAUCGGGCCGAGUUGGUCAGGUCUUCUGCCUAUCAGCGGCGACCAGAACGAGACGCGAAAGCUCUUUUUCUGGUUCUUCCCACCUGGACCGCAAGGUUCUCUGGAUGACUUGAUCUUCUGGACAAAUGGUGGGCCGGGUUGUUCGUCGUUAGAAGGGCUUCUACAGGAGAACGGCCCUUUUCAAUGGCAAUGGGGUCAAGCAAAACCUACCGUCAAUGAGUUUAGCUGGACGAAUCUCUCCAGUGUUUUGUGGGUCGAGCAGCCUGUUGGGACGGGGUUUUCGCAGGGAAGGCCGAAUAUUCAAAAUGAGGACCAGCUCGCUGCACAGCUUGUUGGAUUCCUGCAACAAUUCCUGGAAGUGUUCUCGGAGUUGAAGGGCAAGAAAUUCUAUCUUUCGGGUGAGAGUUACGCUGGAACCUACAUCCCAUACAUCGCGAACUACAUUUAUGAGCACCCUGGCGAGCUUAAUCUCAAUCUGCAAGGAACAUGGAUCGCAGAUCCUUCGCUCUCUUGGGAUGUCGUGCAAGAACAAAUCCCAGCAGUCGGCUUUGUGCACAAAUACGAGCACGUUUUCGCAUUCAACCAGACGUUCAUGGCCCAGCUCGAUGACAUCGCAGAGCGAUGCAACUACACUGGCUACGUGGAGAAGUUCGUCACCUACCCGCCGUUAGGCCUCCUUCCACUACCAGGCAGGUCGACCUUCGCGGACAGAGGCUGCGACGUGUGGGAUAUGAUCUUCGAUGCUGCCCUUCUCGUCAACCCUGCUUUCAACAUUUAUCGCAUUUUCGACACGUAUCCUAUCUUGUGGGACGUCCUUGGAUUCCCAGGCUCCUUCCCUCAGCAGCAGACCCCGCUCUACUUCAACAGGACUGACGUCAAGCAAGCCAUCCACGCCCCGCUGAGCACGAGCUGGGAGGAGUGCUCCAACAUCAACGUCUUCACGGGCCGAGGGGACCAGAGCUUGCCACCGGCAUUCACCGUGCUGCCCAACGUCGUUGAGAAGAACAACAGGACUGUCAUCGUGCAUGGUUUGGCCGAUUUCAUCCUCAUUGCUGAAGGAACGAGAAUCGUCAUCCAAAACAUGACAUGGAACGGACUGCAAGGUUUCCAAUCACCAAUUGCAAACGACAGCUUCAUCGUCGAUGGUGUUGGAGCAUUAGGCACUGCACACCUCGAACGUGGGCUGGCGUAUGUUGAGGUCGAACUAAGCGGGCAUAUGGUUCCACAAUUCUCGCCUGUGGCUGCCUUUCAACUGAUGCAAUACUUGAUGGGGUUCCGAGAGAGCAUUUGA